UUGUCCAAACAGUGUCUGUGGUUCACUUCAUUAACCAUGAUGUUUGCUGCUCUUGCAGGUGCAGCUUUGUUAUCAACACACAGCCCUCCUCUCUGUUUCCAACAACACCUGCAGUUAAAAAAAGAGUAAAAACAAACUGGUUGGUUCAGGUUGCAGCAUUUUCAUUGGUCGCUCUCUGUGGCUCUGCCCUCACCUUUUCUGCACCUCCAUAACAACCAGGUGAGAGCAAACUGAAGCACCGAUCGCUGUUGUUGCUGAUCCAGCUGUGUGUGUGUCAACAGUACGAAGAAUCCAGAUGAGCAUGGAGGAUCCAGAUGAUUCGUGCCCAGAACAAAUUCCUGGAAUUAAAGAAGCCCUGAAGAACAACGACACGGCCGGAGCAGCAAAAAGGAUUAAAGAAUAUUUAGAAAAGCAAACCAAUGUCUCGUUAAAUAUCGCCAUCACAGGAGAAAGUGGUGCAGGUAAAUCCACCUUUAUUAAUGCCUUCAGGGGGAUAAAGAACAGAGACGAGGGAGCUGCUCCUACUGGUGUCACAGAAACGACGUCGGAGGUCACACCGUACCCCCAUCCAGAUAAUCCCAACGUCACUUUAUGGGAUCUUCCUGGAAUCGGAACCAAAGACUUCCCAGCAAGGAAAUACCUGAAGCUUGUUGGGUUUGACAAGUAUGACUUCUUCCUCAUCAUCUCAGACACUCGCUUCAGAGAAAAUGACGUGAAACUCGCUCAGAAGAUUAAGAAGAUGAAGAAAAAUUUCUACUUUGUUCGCUCAAAGAUUGACAACGAUAUCCGAGCCGAGGAAAGUGUUUCCGACUCCAGCAAAGAGAAAACUCUGACAAAAAUCAGAGACGACUGCGUUCAACGACUCAAAGACUUGGGCAUCGAGUCUCCACGAGUCUUCCUAAUGUCGAGUUUUCAGCUCCACAAGUACGACUUCUCUCUCUUACAAGAGACCUUAGAGACAGAGCUUCCCAAAGAUAAGAGAGACACUCUGCUGUAUGUCAUGCCCAACGUCAACCCCGACGUCAUCAGCAAGAAGAAAAAAGCUUUAAAGGUACACUUAUACCUCUUGGCCACUCUGUCUGCAGCCGCUGCAGCUGUUCCCGUUCCUGGGCUUUCUGUUGCUGUUGAUGUUGCUGUGCUCAUUGGUGCUGUCACACAUUUUGUACAUGCGUUUGGUCUCGAUGUCCAAUCUCUGAAGAGACUCGCUAUCAGAACAGCUGUGUCAUACACUGAGCUGCGUGAUGUCAUCAUUUCACCAGUGGCUGCGAAGGAAAUUACUAAAGAGCUCUUCCUGAAGGUGUUCGCCCAACUUGGAGGAGCAGCUGGAUUAAUUGGAGCAGAGGAAGUAUCCAGAUUCAUUCCGAUAGUGGGAAUCCCGGUAGCCAUGAGCCUCUCCUUCGUCACAACCUACAGAGUUCUGAACUUUAUCCUCAACCAGCUCGCUGAAGACGCUCAGAAGGUGUUAAAUAAGGCUCUGGUCUGAGCGUGAAAGGAAAAGGCAAUGAAACUCAGUGAAACUGGGAUUUACACAUGAAACUCAGUAAACCAGUCUCCUUUUACAGCUGGUCAGCUUCACACACUCAAACUUUUCAGAAACAAACAUCCUCAUAUUAUUCAGAUAUGAACUGUGUAAAGUGUAGAAGUCUGAGUCAUUGUCAUGUUUUUUCCUUUGUGUAAGUGCUUCCUCAGGACAUCAGGAGAUACGAUGACCCACCUUCAACUAGAUGCGGCAGAUGGCUGAACUUCCUGGGUCUCCUUCCUGUUAAAGGCAGUUUUUCCUUCCCUCUGUCACCAGGUCUUUCGUCAUAGAGUGAUGUCUGAUUUUUGGGGUUUUCUCUGAUUUGUAGGGACUUCACUGAACUUAAUUUAUCUGAGCUGUUUCUACCUUUACUCAAACAUGUCUUGUUGUUUGAAUAAAUUGUGAUGAAACUGGU
Messenger RNA from Haplochromis burtoni (Burton's mouthbrooder), 1934 nucleotides. Its product is annotated as interferon-inducible GTPase 5. The transcript has 3 exons. Bases 296 to 1483 code for a protein of 395 amino acids. The record is from RefSeq and is a predicted model, not a curated record. NCBI's taxonomy places the organism in Eukaryota, Metazoa, Chordata, Actinopteri, Cichliformes, Cichlidae. Gene Ontology annotation, cellular component: membrane. Gene Ontology annotation, molecular function: GTP binding.